GCGAAAAAAAAUUAAACAAUGUGUGACGUGUCGUGACACAUUAGCAUUACAAAUAUACCCGAUUAAGCAGCUGACGCGUGCAAGCCCCGUCUGAGGUUACCCACCGCCUCUUCGAGAUCGCUCUGAGUCUCAACAUCCUUUCAUCACCAUCCACCCCAGCCACCCCACACAAAUUAACUGUGGCUCCGUGGAUCCCACGUCUUCUGUGAACUCUUCGUGAAAAUGAAGAUUCUUCACAAAUCUAAGAGGGCGGUGCCGCCGCCGCCUCCUGUAGCAGAGCUUAUCGCCAAGCUUCAGAACACGCCAAAUGAAGAACUUCCCAAAACAUUAGGAGACAUUGUCGUCUGGAAGUGGCAGCGUUCAGACUUGAACGCUUGGAUAAAGGUCUUGAACAAGUUUGACGCCAUUCUGGAGGAGUUGAUUCGCGAUUACACUAUCGACAUGCUUCAGAUAUCACCUUUCACGCCAGAGAGCCGCAGUUUACUCGCAGAGAUACUGAGGUUUGAGCGCCUAUUGCUAGAGAAUUCAACAAACCGAAAGAUGUUCAAUUCUUACGAUCGCCUCAACAGUCUCCUUUUUACGUCUGAUCUGGAUAUCCUCAUCCUCACUCUCAAGCUGGUGCUGCGACCGUCGCAGCAGUAUUCAGCUCAACCAUCUGUUUCACAAGCGCUCAAUAUUUCGACACCACGACUUCAAUCACUUGCAAAGCGCUGGCCUCAUCUUAGGGAGUAUGGAGUAGGCCUUGUCGAUCUCUCGGUCGGCAAGGAUUCUUCAGAUGUUGAAGCCCUUCCCGUGGAGGCCCGGGAAGUACACUUCACAUACUACAGGACCGAUGCCGGUUCUAGCAGUGAGAAAAUGUUCAAGAAGCAUCUAGCUUCGCAGGCGAAGACUGCGCCACCUGGAGCGGUCAGCAUUCACAUCGAUGAGUCAACAUUACAGUCCAAACCGGAGAUGGAGAUUUUGGCCGAUGCAAUCGAGAAUUACUCGGUACCGGAUUCCGAGAAAUUUGAGCUACUCUGUCGGAUCCGUGCUGCUGUGGUACUGAUGAAGGGGAAAGAAGAUGAUAGAGAGAAACUGGUGAUCAUUCGACUCCUGGCCAUAGCCAUCUUUGGCCAUACACAUCCAGAAGCUCAAGCAACAUCCUCUAUUUUCCUCUACGAACCCGACUUGAUUACUCAUGUCGCUGAGUUACUCCAAGUUGACAAGGACAUCCCAAUCGCUGUUCAGACCGCCGCUAUAUCUGCACUCGACGCGCUCGCGAGAUACCGGUCAAAGAUCCAGGAGGUUUUGACAUCAGUGAAUGCUGGGGUCAACCAUGGUAUCCUGAUGGGUCUGUUGCGCAAGACUGUGGCCGAUAUUGCCAACCCCGAAUCAUCUGUCCCGAACUCAUUCGCGGAAGCCUUGCUGUCUUUCAUUUUGGAAAACAGGCUUCCGAAUCGCCUGUCUGUUUUGUCGAAGACCAUGCAGUUGGUUGAUAACGUGCUAUAUAGUUUCACCAAUGCUUUCAACCUUUUCUGCACAUCGCGCGGUGUUGAUGCUCUGGUUGAGAGAAUCGAGUUUGAGAUCUCGUUCAACGUUAAGGAACAUGGAGAUCAUCAGAAGUCUCGCGAAAUAUACGGAUCUCACAGUGAAAUACCUGUUGCGCGCGCUGCAGUUCUCAAACAUAUCCUGCGGUCAAUGCAUCGCAUGAUGCAAUCCUCAGGAACAUCAGAAGGUCUCCGGGGGUUAAUUGAUACCUCCAUUCUGAAAUCCAUCAAGAAGAUAAUUGAGUAUCGCGGGCUUUUUGGUGCAAGUGUUCUGCCGAUAGCGAUCAAUAUCAUGGCAACCUUUGUGCAUAACGAACCAACGUCUCUUGCUGUGAUUCAAGAAGCUGGUUUACCAGAGGCUUUCUACAAGGCCAUCGAAUUAGGCUUGGAGCCGGCCAUCGAGGUCAUACAAGCCAUACCUAAUGCAAUCGGUGCUCUUUGCCUCAACGAAGUGGGCCAGGCUCAACUCACAGCGAGACCAAGCAUUAUUCCUUCCAUAUUCUCCAUAUUCACCUCUGAUCGUCAUUUGAAAGUCCUCCUUGAGAAAGAAAAUGCUGUUCUCAUAGGUACUGCAAUCGAUGAACUCGUUCGUCAUCAUCCUAUUCUUAAGGGACCAGUCUUCGACUCUCUACGAGCUACGCUGAGCAAAAUUGAAGACCUAGGCAAUGCCUUUGAACCGCCGGAGGAAGCGAAACAGUGGUAUAAGCUACUCGCCGUGCCUACCGUGGAGCCUUCAGACGACGACGUCCCGAUGGAGGACGUCCAAACUGCUGCCCAGGCAUCUACUUCAGCUACAAGAACGUCAGAGGACAAAAAACAUUCCUCUCCAGCCGAAGAAGGUGCACAAAAGGCUCAUGAUAAUCACAUUGUGUCAUUUAUUGACGUCUUGGGUCGUUUCCUCGAAGGUCUUUUCCAGCAUACACCACAUUGCAGAGACUUCCUUUCCUCUACUGAUGGCCUCGCCAGCUUGGGUAGACUGACGGCUCUUCCUUGUCUUCCAUACGAUUUCGCAAACAGCCUUGCGUCAGAUUCUAUGGUUCAAGUUAUGCGUACGAUGACUGAAGUAGCAACAAGCGAGACGCUUCUUCACUUGGCGAAGCUAGUCAAGGAGUCACUAGAUUUGACCCAGACCUUCUGGGGUACUUUGGAAGAUAAAUCUAAACUUCUACAAUUUGUUGACCUUACAAGUGAAGAAGAAGUAAACGCCAACUAUUAUUUCCGGAACUUGGUGACGUUGCACGUCCGCAUUACGCUUUUGUCAGAUGUUUUUGCGACGGCUGGAUACGCGCACGGGCGUGCCGCCAUCGGCCUUCUCCAGACACUGAUGAGUAACAAUGCUCCCCGAGUCGUGAAAGAUCUUGGAGCACUUCACAGGACCAGCAUUUGGGAGAACAUUGUCUUGAAAGUCGGUCUUUCUGCAAAAGGCAUUGAUGUUUUACAAACACCGUCUUUGUCGCCCCUGGAGAGAUCUCCUGAUCAACUUGCUAUCGGCUUACCUGAUACGGCCGGACCGGCACCCUCUGCCGCGACAAAUGGUACCGUUGAUGGUGCACAAUCCGGCGCUCCACCUUCUACUACCAAGGAACCCGAGAUUCCUAAAGCUGGCAGUCCUAGGGAGCACAAUGCAACGGCGCUGAAACAUUUGACUCACGGAUUACCGAGUUCUCUAGCACCAUUUUUCCAAGCUAUGGUCAAAAUGUUCCAUGCUCGAAGGACGCCCGACCCUGCGCAGAAGAAACAAAUGGCGGAAUCUUCCGCCGUUGUUGCUGACAUUCUGUUGAAGCAUUUGAAUGUCGAGAAUCUUGGCGACAAAACUUCAACCUUUGCGUACUACGCUAUCAUUCUUGGUCUAAUGACGAUGCUUCUUGUCGAUGAACGUACCACCACAAGCACUUUACAUACUGUUCAAGUUCUCGCUUUUUAUCGUGCCGGGGGUCUUGAAGCUGUCUUUGAAGUAUGUCGAUCCUUCACUUCAUCUAUCGAAUCCAUUGCGUCGAUCAAAGAGGAGGUUCGAUCGGAAGCGGAGGCAAGCGAGUUGUCCCAUGCCUAUGGUGGGCUUAAAGUAGCGCUGCAUCUGGUGCAUCCCCUCAUCUCCUCGAAACCUCUCUUUGAUUCUGGACAAACUGCUCUCCUCGUGAGUCGCGAUGUCAGGGAAAGUGAACCGGAAUAUUUCGAGCCCCAUAACUUCCUCGUUCGGCUGCGGACCGCCUGUCUGCCAUUCUUGCGUGGUAUAUGGGAAGCACCUUGGCUCAUCCAGGCGCCUCUCUUCGUCAGCAGAUUUGUGGUCCAGUCAGUCUUGGAGCUCAUCAAUGGUGACAGUGAGGAGACGAAGGGAGAAUCCGAAUUGGGCCCUCUCCCCACGGGAAUUACGCGUCCCUCAGGACUCGACGAGAAUCGUAUUCGUCAAUUGACUGAUAUGGGUUUCCCUCGAUCGGCGGCCGAACGUGCAUUGACGCGUACACACAACAAUGUCAAUGCUGCAACGGAGCUGCUUCUAGCGCAUCCGUUCCCUUUCCCACCUGAUCCAGAACCAACUGCACGACCUGCUUCCGCCGAGAUACCUGCACCUACGGCUCAAUCCGACGAUAGCAGCCCAGCGCCGGAGUCGUCUGAUGCUGCCUCCACCCCUCUCCCCGAAACGCCAACGGGAAAAACAAACGAGGAGUGGCAAAAGGAGUUGAAUGAAGCUAGAGAGCCUUUGAAGGCUGGAAUCAGUCGCCAAGCCUUGUUGCUCGUUGAUGAGCAUCUCUCGCUCAUUUUCGACCUGCAUGUGGCCUUCAUAAGGCCGUCAAGCGUGCAUCAACGAAAGGCUGUUCAAGAUCUUGUCGACGAUAUCAAAUCGUUCUCUCCAUACGCGUAUGAUGUACAGGAGCAACCACUUGCAAAUCGAUGCCGACUGCUGGCACUCGUGCUCUGUGAGACGCCUUCGUCGUUAAGCCCCGAACUUCGGACGACAUUAAUGGACAGUCUCCUGGCUCUGCUACUGUCUAAUCCCGUCAGCAUUAACCCCGAUCACCCAUCCAUUCCUCGUUGGCUUGCUGCCCAUCUACUUGUCACUGAGGCACUGUUCACUCUGGCUGAUGAGCCUCGAAGUAUCACGGUCCCCAAAGAGGGUGAACCUGUUGUUCCGGAGGGUAUCUCGACAGGACCCCCUCUGACGGAAGCCCGGACCAUUGUGUUCGAUUUCUGCAUGCGCCUACUCGCCAUUCCUGACCUCCCAAGCGAUGAGUUGCUUUCGACACUGCGGCUCCUUGUCCUGCUGACUCGUGACCAUACGGUGGCUUCGCACUUCGUGAGCCGUGACGGACUUGAUAUGCUCUUCCGGAGGCUGCGCGCUUCUGCUGUUAACGGAAGUUCCUCUUAUAUCGCGACUAUUCUUCGCCACCUCGUUGAAGACGUUUCGGUGGUCAAUAAGAUCAUGCAUCAAUCCAUCAAACGAUACUUCACUCAACUUCGUGGGCGGCUCUCGGAACCUUCCAUGUAUGUUCGCAAUUGCAGCGCAAUGGGGCUUAGGAACUCGGAGCUUUUCAUUGAAGCGACGAAGUCUUUGUGUCAACUAUCUUCCCCCUACUCCCCCAAUCCACAUUUGUCCUUGAGGGGUGACGUAGUUGACGAUAAGGCUGUGGCCAGUGUUGAUGCUGACAUGCAAGUGGAUGGACAUGCUGCUGCACAUGCAAAGCCCUCCGACUCUGCUGCCGCAACAGUUCAUUUUCUUAUUGGGGAACUCAUAGCUACGAGCCGAACGACAGUAGAGAAGGAAGAGGCUGAACAAAAGGCGAACGAUAGCACAGAGCUCUCAAGUUCGGAUGCUAAGGAUAAAACACAAUACAUGUGUUUCCUUAUGCAAUGUCUGACUGAGUUGCUCUUUUCUUACGAUGCCUGCAAGUUUGCCUUCCUGUCUUAUUCCUCCAAAAAAUCUAGAUCCCAUGGAAAAGAGGCUGUCAAUAAGUCGCGGACAGCGACGCUUAACUUCUUCCUGUCAGACCUCAUCGCAUAUGAGACUAUCAAUCCUCAGCCAGAUGCAGACUGUCGCCAACGGAUGCAAGUAUGCAAUUGGGCCAUGUCUGUUUUGGUGGCGUUAUGUGUUGAUAGUUCAUCCACACACGAGCCGAAGGAUGUCCCCUCUUCGCUUGUCUCGGUCAGGAAGACCGUCCUCGAUGCCAUUGGAAAAUCUAUCAAGGAUCUUCCAGCUUCCGACAACUUGGAGGCUCGAUAUGGCCGACUACUGGCACUGGCCGACCUUUGCCAUCGCCUAUUGACAGUUCGUUUCAACAACUCCGCUUCAAGGAAACAGCAUGAUGAAGGACCGACACAUAUGGCCAAGGUCAUGCUCGAGAAGAAUUUCGUUUCAACCCUUACGAGCGCCCUUUCAGAAGUUGAUCUCAACUACCCCAAUGUCCGCGGCCUAGUCAUAUCCAUCUUGCGUCCCUUGGAACACCUGACCAAAAUUGCCAUCAAGAUGAGCAGAACAACGAGUAAGGGUAGAGAUGUUAUUGACGAGGUGAAGGCAGAGAGUGUUGUAUCUAUGGAUUCAGAUGACUCCGAUGGACCUGAAGAGACACGCGAAGAAACUCCAGAUCUGUACAGAAACUCUGCGCUGGGUAUCUACGGCGGUGAAAUGGAGGAUGUGCAUUUCAACGGUGAGGAUGACAUACAUGAAGAUGACGAUGACGAUGAAGACGACGACGAAGAGAUGGACUUUGCUGACGAAACGGGAAGUGAAGAUACAUCGAAUACCGCUGAUGAGGGUGACGACGAUGAUCUCGAGGAGCAGGUUCCUCAUGGUGAUGGUUGGGAGCAAGACGAAGAUGAGGACGAGGAGGAUCUGGUGCACAACGAAGAUGAGGACGACAAUGACGAGGAAGACGACGAUGAAAAUGAUCGAGGGGAUGACAUCGAAGGGGCAGAAGGGGACGAGGAAAUGAUAUGGCAGGAUAUACAUGGCGUGAAUGCUGAUGCUGGUGGCGAUGAUGGUGACGACGAAGAUGAAGUAGCCGGUCCCAUCCAAAUCAUACAUGAAGAUGAUGAAGACGAGCCCGAAAUGGUCUCAGAUGAUGAGGAAUUUGGUCAAGAUAUGGAACUUGAAGGUCACGACUUCGUAGGAGACAUCUUUGGGUUUUCCGACAACAUCAAUGAUGGUGCAGGCGUGUUUGUGCCUCGGCGACAUCGAAGUUCAGCUGAUGACAAUGUUCAAGUAUUUGGACGCGCGCGCAAUGGUGCUGCACCUCCGCCUGAGGCAACUACCCAUCCUCUUCUCCUGGACGCGUCGACCGGGAACCGUUCUUUGACUUCGCAAUCCCGUCUUUCACGACAGCAACCUCGGAUUAUCGCGGACGGCAACAACGAGCUGUUGCAAACUAUCGAGCAGCUUGUUGGCGGUGGCGCCGUACAGCUCUUCCAUCAUAUCAUGACUCGAGGCCGCGGUGGAGGCGGUCCCGAAACCAUACGACUGGAUGUUCCAUCUGGAACUCUAAUGAACUUAGACCGAGGUUACCUGCAGCGCCGAGCGGGGCCGGUCAUCUCCGCCUCCGUGCGAGUGGAGCGAGGCUCACGACCGAAUCAAGGAAAUGCUAGGGAUCUGGACCCUCUAUUGACACUGCAACGGUGGACAGAGGAGGUUAAAAUCCUUCACGGCGAAUUUGUCGCUGAACGAGUAGGGAAGCUUGCGAACCAUAUCACUGUGGCACUCCUUCCUGCAGCAAUCGAAGCCGCCAAACAGGCUAAGAUUCGGGAGGAAGAAUUGGCCCGUGAACGAGAAGCACAAGCCAAAGCGGAGGCUGCCGACAAGGAAGCGAAAGAAAAGAUGGAGCAGGCCGCGAAUGAGGAGGCAGGGAAACAAACGACGCCUCCGCAAUCACAGUCCACUUCAGAGGACCUUUUCCAGAGUGUUGCUGUUCCUGUUGUUGGUCAAGAAGACCACCCGAUGGAUGAUGCGAACCCUACCAUCGACACGGACACCGAAAUGAUUGAUGGGACCACCCAGGCACCUUCUGCUCCCGAAGGGAACGCAGAUCCAGGAGACGCUUCGAGCAGUCAAGUGGAGGCGCCUGCUCGUGUGACUGUUUUGAUCAACGGGAGUGUUGUGGACAUCACCGAUACGGGCAUCGAUCCUACAUUUUUGGAAGCGCUGCCAGAUGAUAUGCGAGAAGAAGUACUCAAUCAGCAUGUCCGUGAUCAGCGCGCCGCCAGAAUCGAGAGACCUCCCGAUUCCCAAAUAAGUGCAGAAUUCCUAGACGCGCUACCUCCGGAAUUGCGCGCAGAGAUUAUUCAACAAGAGGCGGUCGAGAGAUCGCGACGACGCGCUGAAGGCGCAGAACCGCAGGCAACCGGCCCAGGACCAGUAGAUAUCGAUCCUGCUAGCUUCAUUGCCAGCCUGGAUCCUACGCUGCGUCAAGCCAUUCUAUUGGACCAAGACGAUGGGUUCAUUCAAUCGUUGCCGUCGCACAUGAUUGCGGAAGCUGGUGUGUAUCGUGAUCACCAACCUCGAAGGUUCCAUAUAGGAAGCAACUCUUCUCUUCGGCCCACAUUAGGUUCCUCCGCGCCUCGAAAGUUUUCGCCGCAGCAUGAUGCCAUCCAGUUACUCGAUCGCCAAGGCAUAGCGAUACUCGUCCGGUUGCUAUUCUUCCCGCAGGUCCUCAGAAAGAGUCUUCUGUUUAAAGUGCUCGUAAAUCUAUGCGAAAAUGCCAAAACUCGAACAGAGCUCUUCAAUCUUCUCCUGAACAUUCUUCAAGAUGGGACGGGAGAUCUCAGCGCCGUUGACAAGAGCUUUGCGCAGAUGUCAUUCCGGAAUUCAAAACCGCAGAAAGCCCUCGGAAAGCAAAAAUCAGGAUCCGAUUUCGUGACAGCUCUCACCCUCCCUAAUGUUCCCAACGAAGCAAUUCCCGAUCUAAUUGCUCAGCGUUGCCUCGAUGCUUUGGUAUAUAUCGUGACUGCCAACCAAAUGGCAUCUCUAUUCUUCCUUACUGAACACGAAGUACCGGCAGGGCUUCGAAAGGCAGCCUCGAAGAAAGGGAAAGGAAAAGAGAAACAAAUGCCACAGAGUCACUACCCCAUUGUGCUCCUCCUCGGCUUACUUGAUAGACAGUCUCUUCUUCGUACCCCAUCCAUCGUAGAAUCGGUGGUAAGCCUUCUUGCGACAGUGACGCGACCCCUUAGUAGUAUCAAGGAGAACAAGAAGCUUUCUGAUUCAGCUGCGGAACCGCAAGUUCAGCCCUCACAGUCUCAACUCUCCGAGACCGUUGAAGGCACUACUGAGGUAACUAAUCUAGCCCCUUCUGGCGCUGGAACUAGUGAGGCCAUUCCAGAACCAUCGACAUCUACAGGUGUAGGCAAGGACAAGAGUCUUUCCAUCGAGGCGGUCGAAGAGAAAAUCCUCCUUGCAAACCCCCCACAAAUACCUCAUGGCGUCCUUCGUUUCAUUGUCAACAUUCUUACUGUUGGCGAAUGUUCUGCUCGAACAUUUCAGCAGAGUUUGGCCCUCAUUCAGCAUCUGUCCAAUAUACCUGAUGCCCGUGAUGUGAUUGCUCAAGAACUGAAGUCGAAAGCUCAGGAAUUCGGACAAAAUCUUCUCGCCGACCUCGAUGAACUUGUCGCCGCAUUGUUGAGUGCUCAGGGCGACGUCAUGAUCAGCUCCGUCGCAUCCAAGUUUUCUGCCCCCUCUUCGACACAAGCGAAGCUUCUUCGCGUUCUCAAGACCAUUGACUACAUGUAUUCUCCCAGGCCAUCUGCUGCCAACGAAGGUGGCAAUGACACCGAGAAAGUGCAGAGCAUCUACGAGUCCUUCCGGUUCGCGCCUCUCUGGAAACGAUUGGGAGAUUGUUUGGCCGUCAUUGAAGAGAAGUCAGAUAUGGAGCAUGUCGCGACCGUUCUUCUGCCUCUCAUUGAGGCUUUGAUGGUAGUUUGCAAAUAUGUUGGUCCUAAGGCGUCAUCGUCUGGUACUGCUCGAGCACUACGGGCAACAUCUUCACCAAAGAGUCCCACUACACCGUCAGAAGCCAUGGAAGACCUCUUUGUCACUUUCACUGAUGCACACCGCAAAGUGCUCAAUGUCAUGGUUCGCAAUAACCCAUCCUUGAUGAGUGGCUCUUUCUCCCUUCUUGUCCACAACCCCCGCGUCCUUGACUUCGACAACAAGCGCAACUACUUCUCGCAGCAACUGCACCGUCGUCCUCACACGAGAGAUCAUCAUAGCACGCUACAGCUCAACGUUCGCCGAGCGCGGGUGUUUGAAGACAGUUUCCAGCAUCUGCAAAGGAAGACUGGAGACCAAAUCAAGUAUGGGAAGCUGAGCAUCCGGUUCUAUGAUGAGGAAGGUGUUGAUGCCGGAGGCCUUACGCGAGAAUGGUUCCAAAUUCUCGCUCGCCAGAUGUUUGAUCCCAACAAUGCCCUCUUCCAGCCUUGUGCUGCCGACAAACUUACCUAUCAACCUAACAAGAACUCGUGGGUUAACCCAGAGCACCUAUCCUUCUUCAAGUUCGUAGGGCGGGUCAUUGGGAAAGCUAUCUAUGAUGGCCGAUUGCUUGAUGCCUACUUCGCAAGGAGUCUAUACAGACAGCUUCUCGGCAAGCCGGUAGACUACAAAGAUGUUGAGUGGGUGGAUCCUGAGUAUUACAACUCUCUGUGCUGGAUUCUGGAGAAUGAUCCUACCCUCCUUGAGCUGACAUUCAGUGUCGAGGCUGACGAGUUCGGCGUUAAUCGCAUUAUUUCUUUGAAGGACGGUGGCGAAAGUAUACCGGUGACCCAAGAGAACAAGCGGGAGUUUGUCCAACUCUCCGCUCAAUACCGGUUGUAUUCUUCCAUCAAAGAGCAGAUCGAGAACCUCCUGAGCGGCUUCUACGAAAUUAUUCCAAAGGAUCUGGUCACUAUAUUCAACGAGCAAGAGCUAGAGCUUCUGAUUUCAGGUACUCCCGACAUCGAUGUUGAUGAAUGGAGAGCUGCAACAGAGUACAAUGGAUACACGAGCUCCGAUCCUAACAUUGUUUGGUGGUGGCGAGCUCUUAAGUCGUUCAACCGGGACGAGCGUGCAAAGGUCCUCAGCUUCGCAACAGGGACAUCAAGAGUUCCGCUUAACGGCUUCAACGAUCUGCAAGGGGUCCAAGGGGUCCAAAAGUUCUCAAUCCAUCGCGCAUACGGAGAAUCAGACCGGUUACCGCAGGCGCACACAUGCUUUAACCAGAUUGAUCUUCCGCAAUACUCAUCGUAUGAGAUGCUUCGACAACAAGUGCUGCUGGCAAUUAGUGAAGGAGGAGAAGGAUUCGGAUUUGUAUAAUGUUCACGACUAAGAGAGAGAAAUAAAAGCAGAUAUCAUUACUCACCAUCCUGUAGCUCAUUCAUCUCAUUGUAUAUACACACUCGCAUUGUUCAAUGUAACGCUUUCUAUUGACGCUUU
Molecule: messenger RNA, 10914 nt
Organism: Desarmillaria tabescens
Lineage: Eukaryota; Fungi; Basidiomycota; Agaricomycetes; Agaricales; Physalacriaceae
Exons: 24
Coding region: 223-10794 (3523 amino acids)
Biological process (GO): protein polyubiquitination
Cellular component (GO): cytoplasm
Molecular function (GO): protein binding; ubiquitin protein ligase activity
Source: RefSeq, a predicted model, not a curated record